AACAGUUAUUAAUAACAUAAUUGGAUCGCUUACUAUAUGUAAUCAUUGCCUACAUAAAUUCAUUCAAAUGCAGGGAUGUAAAAAAAAUGUUUGUUAAAUUAGAUAAAAAUCGAACAAAUAAAUUAACACCGAUGGGAUACUUGUUACUCAGUCGAUGAUCAUAUAAAACACAGGAUGUAUCCAUCAAAAUCUUUCCGGAUUGAUUCAUAUUUCGUGGAUUUACCCAUUUAAAAGAUCGAUAAAGUACUUCAUUGUAUAUCAUUAUAAAGUAACCUUUGAUUGAUAAAGGAAAAGUCGGUUGAGAUAUUUUUUUUCCUGGUCGGAAAGUGAAAAAUGACAUGAAGAUGGACAUAGAAACAACAAAUUAUACACAAAGAAGGAAGCAAAACAAUGAAAAAUAAACGCCAUGACUAAUCAAAAAGUGCCACAGAGGAAAUAAACUAAUGUAAAAUAAACUUUGUCAUUGAGAGAAAAUGACAUCUUACAGAUAAUGAAGCUAGAUGAGUAAAGUAAAUUUCUCGAUCUAAAGGAAACUCUGACACAAGUUAGUUAUUCUGUAAACGACUAGACAGAGCAAAUAAUAUGUAUACACAAUGGUUAUGCAUAGCAUUAUUUACAUGUUGAUAUCUGUGCAAAACGUGGUUAAGGAAUAGUCAUAAUUGAUAAAAAGUACUAUAAGUCAGAUGGAGUUUUCUAGUCUGAAUUGUACUGACUGGUUGGAAAAAGAGAAUUCGAAUCGAAGCUAUUCAGUUGCUGAUUUUAGUCGUCAGGUCAACAAAAGAAACGUAGCCGCUGUAGUAUUUGUUGCCCUAAUGAUAGCCGUUGGUUUAGUUGGCAAUAUAUUGGUGAUCAUAGUUUUUACCCUGAAAUACAAAAAAUCAACUUACCGUGUAUACGUUUUAUGUUUGGCAUUUUUAGAUACAUUAAACUGUUGUUUUACGCUUCCAUUUGUAGUGACGUAUAUUUUAUUUUCUCAAAAUUUUCCAAGCGGAGCGUUUUGCAAAAUUGGGCAUUUUGUUGGAUUUUACAUUGGUCUUGCGUCGCCGUUUACUUUGAUUUUAAUUGCAUUUGAUAGAUACAGAAAUAUUUGUCAGCCAUUAUGCUUGCAAAUGACUGAAAAGAAGGCAAAAGUUUACUGCGUUAUUGUAAACAUUGCAUCGUUGGCGAUGUCAUGGCAUGUUCCUGUUAUAUACGGAAAUGCAGAAUAUCAAAUUCCAAAUACACAUUUAAUCGUUACGCGUUGUUACAAAGAGGAUAAUUACAUAGCACAGAAGAUAACUUGGUGGCAGUAUAUAAUAUUGACAGCUAUUUUAGUAAUUGUUGCAGUUCUUCUUGCUGUUAUUUAUUUCAUUAUAAUGAUUCGUGUCCAACAUAAAUCAAAAUAUUUUACACAAUUACAGACCACCAAGGGACGUGCAAAGUCUUCAACCGGAAAUGGGCGUGUUUCAUCUAAUACAAGCGGAAGCAGAAAUUCAGAUGUCAGCAGAACGUCUUCCAAUUUUUCAAAUGGAGAUGGAACGGGGGCAUACGUCAGUAAAAUUAUUCAAACAAGGAAAACGACUUUAACGUUCUUUAUAAUCACUACCGUGUAUGUGCUUAGUUCCGUUAUCCACCAUGCAUUAGCCAUUGUACUGCACGUGGUUCCAAAUUUAGAAUGUAGAAUGACAUUUAUUCAAGGUGCAGUAUUCUGGACUUUCUUUUGGACAAUUUUCAUUAAUAAUAUUGCAAACCCAUUUAUUUAUGGUUUGUCUGACAAUAGAUUUCGUCAACAUUUGAAAGCCUUUUUUCAUAAGAAGAAAACAAUCCCAUUGGCAUGGACAACACAACAACCGUUUCUCAAAACCAGAAAUAGAGAAAAGAAAUGAAAAUCCUUGGAGAGAAUAUGAAACACUUGUUAUAUAAUUUGAGGAUUUUAAAAUUAUGUGAAUUCGGCUUAUUCCUAGAUAAAAUAUAGGCCUAGGUUAUUUUCAGGCUCCAAGUUCAGACAAGACGUAAUCGCACAGCUAAUUGGAAUGGAUAGUGAUUUAAGAGACAAUAACUUGCCUUUUUGAUAUGCUCGAAAAUAAAACGUGGCCAAGAAGAGGCUGUUUGAAUUUCUGCUGGCUGGCAUGGGUAACAUUGUUGUUUUACAAUUUAAAUGCUGAGUGUCGUGUAACGACAGACUUAUAUAAAGAUUACAGUGUUGUUUGUGUAUAUUAAGCAACAAUGGAAAUGUAAGGUUUAAUACAUAUAGUGUAUGUUGUUAAGGAACUAAAAAGUGAACACUUGUCUUCAAAUAUAGAAUAACAGACAUUGUAAGAUCUUUGCAAGUUUUGCAAUAAUUAAUUCUUUAUUUGCGAAACAAACAAAAACCAAUUUUUGUCAUGGCAAAAACAUGGUCAAAACAAACAUAAUGAAAACUCGAUAAUAAUAGAAUACGUGUUAAAGUCAUAUGAAACGAGUGACUGGUGAACAAUAAUGUUUCUCCAAUUCUUGAACCAAUGCAUGUAUAUAUCAUGAACGUAGUCUUCUGUGCACGAUUUUAUCAUUUUUUACGCAAAUAUAUCGUAUAAUCGUGAUUUUUUUUUCUCUCUGUCUAUUAUGAUUUAACAAAUAUGGCAGCUCAUUAAAUGCCGUGUUUUGACUCUGAAGUUUACUGAUUGUCACCUUAUAGUAAACAAUCAACAAAAACAUGGAUACUGAGCACGUGUUUAACAUGUAAAAUCAGAUAAUAGUCUAUUUCAGUGACAAGACAAGACAAGACAAAAUAUUUUAUUUCCUCAGACACAAACGUGUACAAGAGGUCAAAACAUAAUAAAGUAUACAUUUAAAUCGACAGCAGAGUAGUGUACGAUAAUAGCACGUGAUUUUCGUGACAGAUCCAUGCGUAUUGCGAUCAUCGGAUUUUUACGAGAGGGUUCACGCUAAGGUCACAUUGCAUACGGAAAAUAUGUCAGCGAAUUGCUUUCUGGAAGAAAGCAAUUAAAAAAAAGUAAACUUCUUCUAAAUGUGUACAAAUUAAAGAAUUUACUUCAGAAAAAAGAAUAUGUACAUAAGUUUAAUUUUUUUCAAUUCAAUUCAAAGUUUUAUUGCCAUAUAAACUCUACAGUUUGUGACAUGAUAACAACAACAAAAUCAGAUAAAGACAACUAAGUAACUCAAUAUAUAUAUACAAAUUCAGGUAAAUAUUAAAGGGUCCCCUGUCCUCAGUUCAAUUGACUUUUUUAUAAGGAUCCUAGUUUAUUCACUUGUGUUGGUGUUGAUGGGUUAAUUAUAUAUAUAACUUUGUCAUUGUCAGUGAGAUUAGCAAAUGAAUUAUUUUCUCUGUUAAUGCAAUUAAAAUAUGUUAAUCUAAUAUUUGAAUUGUGAGAACAAUUUAUUAAGAAAUGUUUCUCAUCAUCUAGUACUUUGCAUUUUUUGCAAAGUCUCUCUUCGCGAGGAAUUUUAAAAUGCUUUAAUGAUGAAAACUAUCCAUUUUGUAAUUAAAAAAAAAACAUAUGCAUCAUUUUUUUUAAUUUGAGGUUUCAUAUGACUUUAAAAACAGUUAUUGGUCUCCAUCAGUUCUAAUGACUCUUUGAUAAAAGAAACAACUGUUUUAUAUCAUUUGGUGUUGAUGGAUUUAGUAUGAUCACGAGUUUAUCAGUUAUUGAAGUGUAUCAAAUUUGAUAUAUUUUUGUAUAUAAUAUUUUAGAAAGAUUUCUCUAUUAAUUUAUCAAUUCUACAGUUAUUAUAUAUCAUUCUUGUUUUAUUUGAAUUUCUUUACAUAUUUAUUGAUAUCCUUGUUUCUUGUCACGACCCUAGAUAAAGACUAGUGUUUAAUUGUAAUACGAUAUUGUAUAUAAUUCCGUUUUUAGAUCAAAUAAUUUCGUGGAUGUGGCAUUCACACAAACAGACAUUGUUGUAAAUUAAAAUGCGUACUUCGUAACAUUGCGUAUGUCUAGUUUUGUCGAAGGAAAAGUAAAAUCCUGAUUGAUCAAUAGAAAGUACUUGUAACACAUUGUUUGGAAUGUGUUUUAUAAACGCAUUAAUGAAUAAUAUAAAUGCAUUAAGAAAUUAUAAUAAAAAAAAAAUAUUAUUAAGAAAAUAUGUUUACACUUUUAUCAAUGAAAAUUGACUCUGCAGUACGUUUAAAUAUAGACGCAAAACAGCAAUGAUCCAACGGUCAGGUUUAAAUUAAACCCUAUCAAGGACACUCUUCUUUGGGGUUUUAAUAUGCACAAAGCAUACAUCUCCAGAUGAAAUAGUCAAUGUUUUAAACAGUGAUAUGCGUGGCUGCAGAUCCUCAUAUAACUUAUAAACUUAGUCCAUAUAACUUAUAAACUUAGUCCAUAUAAGAAUAAACAGUAUGGUUUAGUUUCAUCCAAUAACUAGAUGUUUUUUUAGUUUAAAACCAGAGCUAAACUAAAAUACUUUUUUCUUAUAAUUGAUAACAUGUAAAUUUUGUAUAAAAAUGUUGUGAAAGAUAAGUUAAUCUAGAGUUUACAUGGUUACAGAAUUGCAAUUAAUAACCUGGAUUUCUCCCAUUUAGCAGUAAAUCCCAUAUAUACUAAAGAGAGGGCGUACAUUUGGCUGUGCGGGAUUUAUAAGUACUCAACAAUUUCUUGUCUGCUCGAACAUCAUAUUUUUCUCCUUUAUUAAAAUUGUCCCUAAUUCAUACAACCCAUGAAAUAUUGUCUGUGGACGUUAAGCAAAGAAUAAUAUGUCGAAUUAUGGAUUAUGAUCGAUUGCAAUGAAAGUUAUGUAAUAAGGAAAUAUUCACAGAAUACAACAUUGUUCAUUUCAUAUUCUUUGACGUCAAAAUACUGAAUUUUGUUUCUGUUGUUGUAUAAACCUCUUUUAAUUAUAACAUGUAGAUAAUGUUAGUGUCUUGUCAUUAGCACCAAAACUGACGAAAUGAAGGGUAGAACUUAAUUUACUACACUUAGUCUUUAAGAACUGUUUAACAUUGUGUUAUAUGUGGAUAUGAACUAAUACUUUGUGCACUAUUUGCAAUGAUAAAAACUAUGUGUGGUGAUUAUGUACUGUUUCGAUACGUGACUGAACUAUGCUUUGUGUGGUGUACUGCCGUAUCAAAUUGAACUUUGCGUGAAUUACUUCUGUAUUGAGGGGUACUUUGCGUGAAGCACUGUGCUUUGUUGUAAAUAACUGCUGUAUUGAACGGUAUUUUUGUGUGUGUGAUCUCCUGCCGUAUUGAACGGUGCCGUGAGUGAAAUGUGAGUGGUGCUCAGUGUUUUGCUGUUUUGAAUAGUUCUUUGCGUAAAUUACUGUUGUAUUGAGCGGUGCUUUAUGUGAUGUACUGCCUAUUAACCGUUCCUAUCAGAGGAGUAUUGAUGUCUUGAGUGUGCUUUACUUGAAGAACUGUUGUAUUGAAUGGUGUUUUAUGGCUUUUAUGUGAUGUGCUGCUGUAUUGAAUGGGGAUGCGAGUGAUUUACUAAUGUGUUGAAUGUUUUUUGUGCGAACAGUUUUUUCCCGUAAAGUACUGCUGUAUUGAACUGUGCUAUGUGUAAAUUACUGCUGUAUUGAACGGGCUUGGUUUUUUAGUGAUCUACUGUCGUAUUGAAUGGUGCCGUUAGUGAAGUUCUGCUAUAUUGAGCAGUUCAUAAACUUCGGUGAAGUAAUGCUGUAUUGAAUUUUGUUUGAUAUAAUGAUGUUCUGAAAGGUCCAUUAGUGAUGUUUUGUUAACUUGGACUGUGGUGUGUGUUAAGUGCAGUUUAUUUUAUUUGUAUAAACUGAGUUUUUAAGAUGUAUUAUGCUUAAUGUGAUUGAGGGCUUAAGCACGAAUGAGUUUGUCUAAUUUACACCAAGAUAUCAUUGUCAAUGCAGAAUGAUGGUUUUCAAUAAUCUAGGGGGGGGCGGCUUUCAGCGAUUUGAUCAUAUGUUUUUUACAAGCAUGACAAAUGCAUUGUAUCCAAUUUUGUUUAACGACAUAUUGGUGUAAGUGCGGAUGUAACCGUUCGUUGUUUUCUUACUUUAGCUUGUAGCUUAAUUGAUGUAAU
This is a messenger RNA of Mytilus trossulus (common blue mussel), 5975 nucleotides long. Its product is annotated as orexin receptor type 2-like. Gene Ontology annotation, cellular component: plasma membrane. Gene Ontology annotation, molecular function: neuropeptide receptor activity. The coding region runs from base 684 to 1865 and encodes 393 amino acids. The transcript is spliced from 2 exons. Gene Ontology annotation, biological process: neuropeptide signaling pathway. The record is from RefSeq and is a predicted model, not a curated record. NCBI's taxonomy places the organism in Eukaryota, Metazoa, Mollusca, Bivalvia, Mytilida, Mytilidae.